Callorhinchus milii (elephant shark) is the source of this 1552-nucleotide messenger RNA. Its product is annotated as A-kinase anchor protein 13-like. Lineage: Eukaryota; Metazoa; Chordata; Chondrichthyes; Chimaeriformes; Callorhinchidae. Gene Ontology annotation, biological process: regulation of Rho protein signal transduction. The transcript is spliced from 7 exons. The record is from RefSeq and is a predicted model, not a curated record. The coding region runs from base 67 to 1317 and encodes 416 amino acids.
CAUCCCAAGACUUGCAAAACCAUCACCCCACCCGUAGUCGAGCAUCGCCUUCUGGUUCCCUGUGUCAUGAAACUUGAACCAAACCAAGCUCCAUUGUGCGGGGAGUCGGUGCUGACUGUGCUCCUGGACGAGGGACCUGAGAUUGAAGAUGGCUUAGCCCUGUACCUGGUUUUCUUUGGCUCUGGUCAGCAGCACGUGACCAGCACACACAGGGCAGCCCCCAGCACACUGCACACUGUGGCCCCCGCUCACAACUGCUGUGAAACGGUGCGAGUGGGACUGUAUGCCUGCGGGGCGGGGGAUGCGGUCCAGGUGCUGGCCGAAGAGAGCUUCCAGUACGUUCCGGACAUGGCUCGCACCAUCCCGUUGUUCCUGGGGGCCAGCGCCGGCUCCGAGGAGGCCCCGGGGGGCCCUGGGUUCCUGGGAGACUUCUCUGUCCCGGUCGAGGAUCUGGAUAAAGACCUGAGGUUGGCGGUGAAACAUCUGGCCCUGUCCUCGCUGGGGGGCGUUCCAGCCCCGGGAGAGCUCCCCCCAGGUUCGGUCCCAGUGGAGACACUGAUGACCUUGGCAGCGAGGCUGGGCUGGCCUGGGCUGAGUCUCCCCUCCUUCUUGCUGCGACCGCCGGACCCUCCCACUGACCCUCACAUCCAGGGGCUGCUGGAGCUGCUCAGAAGGGUGCUGCCGGCCACAGACCAGCCGAGUGACGACACCCCCAUCGUGUCCUCGGCCGAGGGCUGUGUUAGGUUCCACCGUCGCUCCAACAUCUACUCCUACACCGUCAACAGCCCCCGAGGAGCUGAGCCCAGCCAUGUGCAACACAACAUCACUGAGCUCCAGCGGCACAUCCAGUCCCACAGGCAGCAGGUGGAAGCACGUUUGGCCAGUGAAUCCUCUCCUCAAUCGCAGCCCACGGACACGAAGACAGAGAUGGGGCACGGAGCAAGUGGGAGUGAGGCGAAGGAGGGUCUCACAGAGACCGUAAACGUCAACGAAAAUAAUCCUCAGGAGAUCGCCGUGGAGGGGUCCGAGGAUCUGCCGAGCACGAAGCCUUCGGAGGGGGAAGGGGCGGGUGGUGGGGAAGCCCCGGUUGUGGAGCCGGGCUGCGGGAGGACAAGGAAGAGCCCACUUUACCAGCGGAGUCCGGGAGCACAGCUGACACCAGCGCCUGUCCACAUGUGCAGGAGGCGGGCGAUGUCACUGAGCUCAGCCCGGCCCGCGGGAGGGAACAGGGCACUUUGUGUCUGGACAUCGGCCGCUGCGAGGAGUCUGUGCCUGAACCAGAUGUGGCUGAGACCGAGGGGACGGGCUCCGCCGUGAGCGUCAGCGAAGGAGCCGGCGGUGAGGCUGAGCGCCACGCGGGCACGGAUCGAGCCGAGGCUCCGGGAGAACAGGGGAGGGAGACCGAGGACAGCCGGGAACACGCGGGGCCAGGGGCAGGGGAUGAGCAGGAGUCGGCUGCCCAGUGUGGAGUCACUGCGGAGGAGGGUGAGGGUGGAGCCGAGCCCGAGAGCGAUGGUGUUUCGGUCGAGUCGAGCGGAGAAACGGCGAUGGU